CAUGGCUGUAAUUUACAGUGGUCUAUGAUGUUAUGUAUUUAUAUUACUUGAAGAUAAUUACAGAGAGAAUUAAACUCAACGAUAUGCGUAUAUAACAUGUAGCAAGUGAUGACAUCGCCCUAUAACAAGUAGUGACAAAUUACCUACUUGUUCCACCAUUUUUCUCUAUAAAAAGGAUUUAGUUGCUGCGUGGAUAAUCCAGAGGAUAAAGCCAUGGAAGAAAGAAAGUGGGAGGAACUUACCUUUGAUUGCUUGGUCUGCAUCUUCUCCAAAUUAGGGUUAGAAGAUCUCAGCAUCGGAGUCCCCUUAGUCUGCAAAACAUGGCAUCGAGCUUCCUUAGAUCCCGAAUGCUGGAAAAUUCUCGACUUCCAGGAUAUGGAUUUCACCACCAACAGCAAAUUCAUCGCCAGAUUCAAUCAGGAAUACCAAAUCCCUAAUUUCUCCUUCGCGUCCUUCAUGAAGCUCUCCAUUUCAAAAAGUCAUGGAUCGGCCAUCAAGCUCACCAUUCCGUCCAAGCUCGGCCUUUCUUUUUACCAAGAUCUGGUUUUGGCUUCAAUCGAGUGCCCUAGGUUAAAGGUAUUAGCGUUGCCGACUCUGCUCCGCCAAGAUGAUCAACAAAUCCCUGGAUUGAUAGCAAGAUGGAAGGAUCUGGAGAUACUGGAGAUGAAAUGGAAGCCAAUCUUAUUCUUGGAAUUGAUUGAAGAAAUUAGGGCUAAUUGCCCUAAGUUCAUGGGGCUUCAUCUGUGCGGGCAUUUUGAGGGAAAAGACGCAGAAGCCAUUGUUAAGUGUUUGCCGAAGCUGAGGAGUUUGGUGAUGAGAGGAUCUUUUCUCAGAAGAGAGGAAUUGAUGGUGAUCUUGAAUGGAUGCAAGGAGUUGCAGGAGGUGGAUGUAUCAAGAUGCAGGGGAUUUGAUGCCGACGAUGAAAUAUUGAAGAAGGCUUCAUCUCGAAUCAAGAAAUUUGCGUGCGAGGGUUCUAAGGUAGAGGAAUAUUAUGUAAAUGGUUUGUACGGAUAUGGUAAUUUGUUUUUGGCUUUCAUUUUUGGAGAUUAUUAGCAAGGAAAAAAAUUUGUAUUGGAAUAUUUUCAUAUGAAUAUAAUGAGUUAAAAAAUUAUUAUA
Molecule: messenger RNA, 1116 nt
Organism: Dendrobium catenatum
Lineage: Eukaryota; Viridiplantae; Streptophyta; Magnoliopsida; Asparagales; Orchidaceae
Product: F-box/LRR-repeat protein At3g48880-like
Exons: 2
Coding region: 214-1053 (279 amino acids)
Molecular function (GO): protein binding
Source: RefSeq, a predicted model, not a curated record